Messenger RNA from Centropristis striata (black sea bass), 2925 nucleotides. RefSeq names its product pyruvate dehydrogenase kinase, isozyme 1 (gene pdk1). The record is from RefSeq and is a predicted model, not a curated record. Lineage: Eukaryota; Metazoa; Chordata; Actinopteri; Perciformes; Serranidae. Bases 354 to 1565 code for a protein of 403 amino acids. The transcript has 11 exons. Gene Ontology annotation, molecular function: pyruvate dehydrogenase (acetyl-transferring) kinase activity. Gene Ontology annotation, cellular component: mitochondrion. Gene Ontology annotation, biological process: protein phosphorylation; regulation of glucose metabolic process.
ACAACUCUUUGGUUGGCUGCACACUGAGUACCCUGCAAAGCCUGUUUUUAAAGCCAUGUUGACAUACUUGCCUCUCAGUUGUGGAAAAUUAAAAAUAACGGGCGGUUUAGACAUAUUUUACGGUGACUAUGUAUGCACAAAUAUUACUAAAUAACCCAAUAACAGAAGGUACAUUUCACGCGUGUGUGUUGCGGGCUGCUGAAGUUAGCUUUGAAGCUAAAGUCAACUCAGAUUAGCUAACAAACUGCGUGUCGGUGCAGUGGAUGACACCAGUAAUUAUUAUAAAAGUAUUAUCUGUGACAGAGAACUGAACAACACCGUCCACCCAGUGAGCUGCAACAGGAGCGGUCACCAUGAGGAUCUUAAGGUUUCUGAGGAGCAGCGUGUCCAUUGGGAAGGACAUCGACUAUUACUCCAAAUUUUCUCCCUCUCCUCUGUCAAUGAAGCAGUUUCUGGAUUUUGGCUCAGAGAACGCCUGUGAGAGAACAUCGUUCGCCUUCCUCAGACAGGAGCUGCCUGUGCGACUGGCAAACAUCAUGAAAGAGAUCAACUUGUUGCCAGACAACUUACUGAGGACUCAAUCUGUGCGGCUGGUUCAGAGCUGGUACAUGCAGAGCUUUCAGGACAUUCUUGAGUUCAAAGACAAAAAUGCAGACGAUGAGAAAGUCACAUAUGACUUCACAGAUGCGGUAAUUAAGAUCAGGAAUCGGCACAAUGACGUCAUCCCCACCAUGGCUCAGGGAGUGGUGGAGUACAAGGAGACGUACGGCACCGACCCGGUCGUCAGCCAGAACGUUCAGUAUUUCCUCGAUCGCUUCUACAUGAGCAGGAUAUCCAUCAGGAUGCUGCUCAACCAGCACACUCUUCUCUUCGGUGGGAAGGUGAAGGUGAACCCGGCUCAUCCCAAACAGAUCGGCAGCAUCGAUCCACACUGUCGUGUCACCGACGUGAUCAGAGACGCCUACGAAAAUGCACGUAACCUCUGUGACCGGUACUACAUGAACUCUCCUGAGCUGGUGCUGGAGGAAUUCAAAGUCAACCCCAUCACCGUGGUCUACGUGCCGUCUCAUUUGUAUCACAUAGUGUUUGAACUUUUUAAGAAUGCCAUGCGGGCCACCAUGGAGUUAUACGGAGACGCCAUGGAGUAUCCUCCUGUCCACGCGCAGGUCGCUCUGGGAAGUGAGGAUCUGACGGUCAAGGUGAGUGAUCGUGGAGGAGGCGUGCCGCUGCGGAAGAUCGACAGGUUGUUCACCUACACGUACUCCACGGCUCCUCGACCCAGCAUGGACGGGGCCCGCGCUGCUCCUCUGGCUGGUUACGGGUACGGCCUGCCCAUCUCUAGACUGUACGCCCGGUACUUUCAGGGGGACCUGAAGCUCUACUCUCUGGAGGGUUUUGGAACUGAUGCUGUGGUCUACAUCCGGGCCCUCUCCACAGAGUCCAUCGAGAGGCUCCCGGUCUACAACAAGUCAGUCUGGAAACACUACAAGACGAUCCACGAGGCCGACGACUGGUGCGUCCCCAGCAAAGAGCCGAAGGACAUGACGACGUUCCGCAGCUUCUAGAUCCACACGGCGGGGUGCCCUGUAGCAGGAGAGGUGGUGGUAGAUGAAUGGUGUGUGUUUGUGUGUGUGCGAGGUGUGUGUUUGUGAUGACAGUAAAUCAGUCCAAAUUACUUUGUACAGAAAGUUAAAAAAAAGAAUAACGGAGCAAAGAUUUAGUGCCAUAAAGGUGUUUUAGUUUUGUACAAAUAAAACAUUUUACUCCUGCUGGUACCAUUAAAGGCUCAAAGGACGACUGGGCAGAUUACUGGAAAACCAUGUUGUUGUUUAAAGUUAAACAAAGCCAAUACUGCUUUCUUUUAGGCUGAUAGAAAUAUUUAUAUUUAUAUUUCAUAACCUAAACAUUUCAUUAAACAAGAAUUGGCAUUUCUGUAGUGCAAUUUAUUUAUCAACCAACCAGCAUAAAAUACGGAUAACAACAAUAUAUUGAUGAAUCAUAUGAUGAAAUCAGUUGAAAUUAACAAAUAAUUGACAUUUAAAAGCAUCUUAGGAUCUCAAAACCAACUGGAACUACAUGUGGGGGUCAGUUAUGAGCUGUUUUAUUGUUUUUUUUCCCGGCUGAUUGUAUUAUUUAUAUUCACAUUUCAUAACCAAAAUUUUUCAUUAAACAAAAAAUUUGCAUUUCUGUACUGCAGUUUAUUUAUCAACCAGCAUAAAAUAUGAAUAACAACAAUAUAUCUAUGAAUCAGAUAAUGAAAUCAGUUGAAAUUAACCAAAAAAUUGACAUUUAACAGCAUCUCAGGAUCUCAAAACCAACUGGAACUACAUGUGGUUAACAUGAACUGUUUUAUUGUUUGUUUUUCUGCUUUUCUUGAACGCUUAGCUGCUUUUAUUUUGCUGCAGGUCGAGCUUCACCUGUUACAGUCUGUGUGUGUUACGCUCUGCUCAUCUCUUCUACUUCAGAAAAGGAAAACCUGUUACACAAUUAGUCGCUGCUUGUUUUUAAAUCUGUCGUGGAAGUUUCUGCUGAUGAGUCUUAUUUUUUCAAAUGUUUUCAUUAAGGGCAUUUCUUCUUCAGUUGGAUGAUGUAUACAAGCAACAUGUGAUCCAAAACAUUGAUUUGCCAUCUCUAAAGGGAAAUUUUGCACCUAUUUUUACUUAUUGUAACAUAAGAAAACUGGAAAUGAAACAUAGGUGAUGGAAAAAUAUGUUUUAUUGGUUAUGCAACGUGUGUAGUUUUCUUCUGAAAAUUUAACUAUGAGUUGUAUCACGCACAGUAUAUGAGGAGAGUAUUAUUUGGAUUUCUGUGGUUGUAUUUUAAGGACUCAUCCUGUUAAAUAAGCUAUAAUCAAUAUUUCCACUGUUACACUAAAGCAGUCGCUGUAUGGAACAUGUUCAGUGAAAAAUAAACAAUUCAAACAGU